AUGUCUUCACAGUUAACAUCAUCGAACAUUGGAUGCGUUUGUUCAGAUGAAAAUGAAAUUGAACUCCGCGCACAUUGUCUUACAGGCGUUGAGGCGCCCACUGACUCCAUAAAGAUAAAUUGCCUGAUCCACGAUACAGAACCUGCUCGCUUAUCUGCAGGUCGUAGUUUCCAAAACAGACAACUUCAACAUAAACUCAAGGAAAAUUUAUUUUUGCUUCGAAAAGUUUUUCAAGAAGGAAUCGUUAUAUCUAGGAAGGAUCCUCAUCAUCGUCCUCAAGAAAAUGAAGAUAUAGUCAAGACUUAUAAUAGUAACGGGUUGGACGGCUCAUUGAAGAGAGUGGAUAAUCCAACAGAAUUGAUCGAAAUAGUAGUUGCAAAAACCAUCGAGUGUAGAUAA
This is a messenger RNA of Ambispora leptoticha, 399 nucleotides long. Lineage: Eukaryota; Fungi; Glomeromycota; Glomeromycetes; Archaeosporales; Ambisporaceae. The record is from the annotation of a GenBank genome assembly.